Histoplasma capsulatum G186AR is the source of this 2713-nucleotide messenger RNA. RefSeq names its product serine/threonine phosphatase PP-Z. The coding region runs from base 776 to 2713 and encodes 645 amino acids. The record is from RefSeq and is a predicted model, not a curated record. NCBI's taxonomy places the organism in Eukaryota, Fungi, Ascomycota, Eurotiomycetes, Onygenales, Ajellomycetaceae. Gene Ontology annotation, cellular component: cytoplasm; nucleus. Gene Ontology annotation, molecular function: protein serine/threonine phosphatase activity. The transcript is spliced from 5 exons.
CAUUUCGCUAUUUCACCACCUCACCACUUCACCACCUUACUGGCGUCUCACAGACAUCUGCUGCCUUGUGUCUGGCCGUCCUACCGACUCCGUCUGGUGCCUCGCUCUGUUUGAGGCGGAGAUUCGCCUGGGAUCUCACCCGCCACUGUACCAUUGUAUUGUCCCAUCGUACAGAUCGACUGGUCUUGUCCACCUGGGAGGCAAAUAUCUCACCCAGCCUCCCUGAACCUCCUCUCCUCCAGGCUUCGCCUCUAGUAUGUAUUAUUAUUGUUAUAAAAACAUUAUCCCUACACCAGUGCUUUUACUGAACGAGUUCGCUGCCAAACACUCCCGUAUCCUCCUUGCUCAGCCGCAAGAUAGCUCUAUUUCGCAUCCCGCUUGUUUUAAAGUGACCUCCAGAUGAUCAGUUGAGCAUUUCCAUCCUGGAGAUACGUCACCAUCGAAACCAUUUUCAUCUCCCGCUUUUUUUCCCCUACGAAACCGUGGAUCAACAACUGAGCAUCGAAAUUCCCACUACAGCGACGCGAGUGGCGUUGACAAGACCCUUUGUGGAGAGUAGUUUCUUGUUCUUCCUUUCCACGCUUUUCCGGCCGCCGUAACCUGUGGCCGAUCGCACUCGUUGAAAAGAACUUCCUGCCAGUCGUAACCAGAAGUUUGACCUUGAGGAUAACCCACAGAUACGGCGGCUGGCAUACCUCCCUGCUUCCUGGCUUUCUCCUACCACUAAUUUUCCGUGUUCUGCCUGUGACACCUAAACGCGCGUUGCCCACGUACGAUGGGUCAGCAACAAUCGAAACGCAGUGAUGGUGCACCUUUAUCUGUAGAGAAGCCCGGCGAAAGUCUCCAAUCUUACCCUUCUUUCUCUCGGACGGACACUCGCGAUUCGGGUCGUUCCAUCCGUGGCUCCAUCCGCUCCAAAAUCCCCGGUGGAAAAAACGAUAAGAACGAUAGCCCCCGAGGCUCAAUCUCCACCCUAUCGCGUGCUGAGAACGGUUCACCGGACAAAUCAGAUGCAGGCUCCAUCAAAUCCGCAACAAGUGCGAAGUCCGCUAAUUCCCGAGCUAAUCGUAUCUCCGCAGUCUCCUCUACAAUCCCUCCCACGCCCACAACAGCGGAUGACCAGCGUUCCUAUGUGGAUGCUCCAGACCCUCCUCCAUCACCUUCCCAGUCCGCUUCCCUAGGCCACGGCCAUAAAAACAUCAAUGAAGUACGCAGAUCUGGCGAGGUUGGCCAUGUUUCCGACACUCCCCCUUCCCGUCCAACCCCAUCCUCCAUUCAUGUGAAGCCUGGAGAAUCUAUCCUCAUAAAGAGAGAAGGAGCUAUAAAUCCUGUUCUGCAAGACGUCGCGGUUACAAGCCAGUCAAUCACAAAUGGUUCGCCUGGAAUGGGAAUUGGUGCUCUGAAAUCGAUUGAUGUCGAUGACAUGAUUACAAGGCUUCUUGACGCAGGAUAUUCAACGAAGGUCACCAAGGCUGUCUGUUUGAAAAAUGCUGAAAUAAUCGCUAUCUGCAUGGCAGCUCGUGAAGUGCUCCUUAGCCAGCCAGCUUUACUUGAACUUUCGGCGCCUGUGAAGAUUGUGGGAGAUGUCCAUGGUCAAUAUACCGACUUAAUUCGGUUGUUUGAAAUGUGUGGCUUUCCCCCAGCCGCUAAUUACCUCUUUCUCGGCGACUAUGUCGACCGCGGCAAACAGAGUUUGGAGACAAUCCUACUCCUGUUGUGUUACAAAUUGAAAUAUCCCGAAAACUUCUUUCUACUCCGGGGAAACCACGAGUGCGCCAAUGUGACUCGAGUCUACGGGUUUUACGACGAGUGCAAGCGCAGAUGUAAUAUCAAAAUCUGGAAAACGUUCGUCGAUACGUUUAACUGCUUGCCAAUUGCCUCCAUUGUCGCUGGCAAGAUCUUUUGCGUUCAUGGUGGGCUCUCACCAAGCUUGGCCCAUAUGGAUGACAUCCGUGGAAUUGCCCGCCCAACAGACGUUCCCGAUUAUGGAUUACUUAACGAUCUUCUUUGGAGUGAUCCCGCUGAUAUGGACAAUGAUUGGGAACCCAACGAGAGAGGCGUGAGUUAUUGCUUCGGGAAGAAAGUCAUCAUGGAUUUUCUACAACGCCAUGACUUUGAUCUUGUGUGCCGCGCGCAUAUGGUUGUCGAGGAUGGCUAUGAGUUCUUCAACGAUCGGAUCCUAGUAACCGUGUUCUCUGCUCCAAAUUAUUGCGGCGAAUUCGAUAACUGGGGCGCAAUUAUGUCGGUUUCUGCUGAAUUACUUUGCAGCUUCGAGCUGUUGAAGCCUCUCGAUUCGAGCGCCUUGAAGAGCCACAUUAAGAAAGGCAGAAACAAGCGGAACAGCAUGUUGAAUAGUCCUAACGAAGACAGAGCCAACCUCAGCCCUUUGUCACCUAUGACGUUCCAGUACUUCCGCACGCGGCUCCGCCGCUUUAAUCCCGCCCUAACAUCGACACCAAUGAUUCUUACCCCGAAAACUGUUGUCAACCAGUCCACUUCGCUUCCGAAAUUCCCGACUCUGGUCGCCGAUCCCACUGACAUUGACGAGCAACGUGGAGUCGUGUGUGAUUCCGAAGUAAGGCGUGUGACUCCCUUCGACAUUUUUCGUGUUGGAGAUGGCCAGGAAGAUGACUUCGGCCGGGCCGACGGUGACUCGGCCGCUGCUAAGCGCCAAUGGAUACUAAGCGCGGAAUCUAUUUCUCUUGACGCUUAG